AUGGGCCGAGCGGUCCAGACAGUAAGGCACCCCUCGUUAGGAGGAAAAAACCCAAAGAAAAAACACGGCCAAUUCUGGAGCACCCUGUGCGCGGGAGCACGACGCGCUAACCAAAACAAGCAUCAUUGUUUGGCGCAAAGCUAUAAACGCAACGCGGUCGGCCGCUUCGUCAGUCAUACUGCGGGCCGUUUGUUCGCACCGUCGCCGCGUCGAGCCCGAAACGGAGGCGUCGAGUCCACGAUGCUGACAUCGAAGAUCACCAUCGUGUACCUCCUAAUGGUCUCGGUCGCGGUCAUAGGAAAACACAAAAAGGUUAAACAGAAGAAAUUUGUUUCACCUUCUAUAAAGGGCAUCCAGUGCUACAAUUGCCUCUCAUUUGACCACCCCGGCUGUUGGGAUCCCGACCAUCCGGAUUACGCCAAUAUCACCGUUCCGAAAAUCGACUGCUACAUCCCGGGAAUGGCGUUCCUCUGCAUCGUUAUCACGUCGGAGUCGGCAAAACUGGUGGAGUCGGGGCAGGAGAUCGGCCCGGUGCGCGCGCGCACGUGCGUGCCCGUAAAGGACUUCCCCAAGAAGACGGUCUCGUACUCGAUGUGCAGCAAGCUCAGCAAGGAGCUGUCCGCCUCGGAGAUCUUCUCGCGGAUAGCGGUCAGCCGGCCGCAGUGCACGCUGUGCAAAAAGCACCUGUGCACCGACGCCGCCCACUGC
This is a messenger RNA of Iphiclides podalirius (scarce swallowtail), 708 nucleotides long. Lineage: Eukaryota; Metazoa; Arthropoda; Insecta; Lepidoptera; Papilionidae. The record is from the annotation of a GenBank genome assembly.